UCCAAAAACUCCAACACGCUGGUGGCCGCCACCCAGACGCGCCGCAAACAGCUGCAGGAGUCGAUGAACAAGGCCCUGCGCGCCCAGGAAGAGCGCAACCAGCACGAACGCGAACGGGUCAAGGUCAGCAUGCUGCCGGUGCUCAAGAUGGCCGCCAUCGAGCCCGUACCGCACCAAGUGGCCGACGAGCGUGAGGUUGAAGUGGACGAGAACGGGAAGAUCGCUGACACCGGCACGGUGACCAGGCACACCCUCACCUCGCUACCGGUGUUCCCCACGGCGCUGGGCACGGCCAUUCUGCAGCUGGUCGAUCUGCUGGACGACGUCGGUGUCGACAAUUGCGGCAUUUUUGUGUGCGAUCUGGCCUUCCACACCAUCUGGGAGGGUAUCGUGGAGGAUGCCGUGCUGUUUCUGCGCUAUGUGUUGGAGAAGGUCAGCAGCAAGGAGAAGCAGGCGCUGAUCCUGCGCAAGAUCCGCAAACUACUGGCCUUCAUGCCGCGUCUGCCGCCGCAGGCCGCCUGCACCAUCUUCAAUCAUCUGCUGGGCUACUGCAUGUCCUACGUGCGGAACCCUAACGAGAACAACUACCACGGCGUGGAAGCGGUGAUGUCGGUGAUGUGGCAGAUCGUCCCCUCGGUCGACGGGAUCUCUUUCAAGGAGAUCAAGACCAUCCUGCGCCGCGAACAGUGCGACGCCCACCUCCUCCUCACCGCCAACGUCCCCGGCGCCAAGAAGGUCAUCGUCCACGGCCCCGAUCUCACCCAGAUCCCCUCGCAGAUCCCCGUCAGCGAGGACACCCAGUUCCAGGAACUCUUAACCGAAGCGCUGGAUUUCUUCUCCAUUUCCACGAACGACGGGAGAAUUAUAUUCUAUGUGACCAGCGCACGGGGAGGGCGCACCAUCCCAGUGGUUGGCCUCCCAUCUGCUCUGCAACCUGUCCCGCCCCACCUCGAGGUACAGCUCUCCUACGCCGACAUCCAAAUGCUCUUGUCCGUGCUGAACGGCGUCCUAGUGCUCCACUGCCAGGACUCGGCGACCCUGCGCCUGUGUCUGGCGACGUGCAUCACCCUGGCACAGAACUUGAAGUACCUGUUCGCCUCUACCGGCUUCCUGCUGAUCAUGCCCACCGUCCUGCGCAUGUACGCCGCCCACCAGACCAACCACCUCCUCAUCCACACCCUCGAGUUCGCCUGCAGCCAGUUCUUCCUCCUCCACCGCAACCCCUUCCUCCUCCAGAUGUUCGGCUCGGCCGCCGGGUUAUUGGAGCUGAGUCAGGCCGAUACCGGGAUUAAACCGCUGAAACGACAGCAUAUGAAGAAGAUCCUCUUCUCGCUGGGACGCUUUGCCCUGCGGCCGUCCAAGGUCGUCCAGACAGCGUUGAUUCAUUAUCCCCUGGGCAGUCUGGAUAUUCUGGAAAAGGUGGACGGGAAGAAGCCGCUGCAGCCGUUGGACUUUUGCUACCAGACCGAUAUGGGCAACCUCACCGCGCAGAACAUCCUGACCUCGGCGGUAUCGAGCUGCAUCGCCGUGAUCGCCUUCGACAGCGCGGCGAGUUCGCGGGGACGUAGAUGGCGGACGCUGCUCAACGAGGAGGUGUGGUACGAUGAGAAGCCGGCGGAUGGGCAUAGUGCCCGUACUGCCAAGGACGAACUGCAGAAGAUCAUCUCACUGGCUGGCAGCUUGAAGUCGUUAAUAUUCUCCUGCGAAUCCCUGACCCGCCUUGCCGUGCCGGUCCGCUCCCCUGCCGCCCCGGAGGAACGCUCCGUGGUCAUGGCGUCGCCGUCGCAUGUCGGUCGCGAUCACGACGUGGAGGCCAACCGACCGAAGAUCAUCACGAUCCACGAGCCGCCGGAACCGACCAACCAGCAAGCCGAGUUCAGUUACCCGCGCAACCACCUGCUGGCCAUCGUUGCCCACUUUUUGACCACGGCCAACCAGCGCAUCCGCCACCUGAGCAAAUUCCUCGGCGAUCUGGCCACCCGUCCGCCCGAACUCUUAGACGCCAAGAGCCACGUGCGACUGGCGUAUGUGGCGCACACCCUGCUGAAAGUGGCGCCGUAUGAUAAGGAGGUGAUGGCUUGUGAAGGUCUGGAGCACUACAUGCUGGACAUCCUGCCCACCGUCGAUUUCUCCAUCGAAGCCAUGAUUUCGCUCUGAGGACAGUAAAUUCUCAAUAAAAUUCAUUUAAAUUCCUCUGAAAUCAUUUCUAAUUGUGUGAACAGGAACGCGGCGGCCAAGAUCAUCCAGGGCCUGUCGCGCACCUUAUGCACCAACAACCUGAUGGCGCUGAUGCCACAGUUGCGCGCCAUCACGGGCACCUGCAUCCACCUGACCCUGGGGGAGGCCGCCUCGGGCGACACCGUCCUGGCCUCGCCCAUCCCCGUCGGCACCAUCUCCACCCUCCCGCCCCUCGUCACCGUCCCUUCCGUCUUCCGCGACGCCACCAUCGACCUCACCGCCAUCUACCUCCAAGCCGGCCGCGAAUACUGCAACCGCGAGCAACUCUGCGCGCAGUUCAGCGACCGCUUCCUGCGCCUGGUCGUCUGCUUCCUCUUCCCCUUCGUCCUGCGCUUAGGGAGCGAGAGCACCGAUCUCCCAUCCAUGCGCAUCGAGGACCUCCGCUACAUCGUCCGCACCCUCGUGUCACUACUGCACCCGCCCGUGUCCAAGCAGUUAACUUCGAAACAGCUGGCGGUCAACCAGCACAUCGUCCGCACCAACAGCAACAUGUCCAACCCGCCCAGCAUCGUUCCUUCAUCACAACAGCUGACGCGGCCGCCGCGCGAGGAUAACGUCGUUCCCAAUAACGUCAACAGUAAGGUCAUUACGGUGUCGGUGGUGCACACGGCGCGUCCGCCGUCCAUUAAAGCCAACGUCCCGAUGCGGACGCACAGUGUGGAAUCACUAAACGACGACGAAGAAAUUUCCCCGCUGAAAUGA
This is a messenger RNA of Paramacrobiotus metropolitanus, 2940 nucleotides long. Its product is annotated as protein unc-80 homolog. Gene Ontology annotation, molecular function: monoatomic cation channel activity. The record is from RefSeq and is a predicted model, not a curated record. Gene Ontology annotation, biological process: monoatomic cation homeostasis. Gene Ontology annotation, cellular component: axon; cation channel complex. NCBI's taxonomy places the organism in Eukaryota, Metazoa, Tardigrada, Eutardigrada, Parachela, Macrobiotidae.